UGGGCGCUGAGCUCGGGAGGCGGCGCCGUUCGAGGCAGCGCGGGGUCCGUGGUGCGGAGCAGGACGCACCACUGCCUCCCUCUGACACCAGAGUCCAGAUCGAAGGAGGCCCUGAGCAGGCAGCCUUGGCCACCUCUGAGUGAGUCUCUGUCCUGGGCCAGGCGCGAUGGCAGAGAAGGUGCUGGUAACGGGUGGGGCUGGCUACAUCGGCAGCCACACCGUGCUGGAGCUGCUGGAGGCGGGCUAUGCGCCCGUGGUCGUCGACAACUUCCAUAAUGCCAUUCGUGGAGGGGGCUCCAUGCCUGAGAGCUUGCGGCGGGUUCAGGAGCUGACAGGCCACUCUGUGGAGUUUGAGGAGAUGGACAUCUUGGACCAGGCAGCCCUACAGCGUCUUUUUAAGAAGCACAGCUUCACAGCGGUCAUCCACUUUGCUGGGCUCAAGGCUGUGGGCGAGUCGGUGCAGAAGCCUCUGGAUUAUUACAGAGUUAACCUGACAGGAACCAUCCAGCUUCUGGAGAUCAUGAGGGCCCACGGGGUGAAGAACCUGGUGUUCAGCAGCUCGGCCACCGUGUAUGGGAACCCCCAGUACCUGCCCCUGGAUGAGGCUCACCCCACAGGUGGCUGUACCAACCCCUACGGCAAGUCCAAGUUCUUCAUCGAGGAAAUGAUCCGGGACCUGUGCCAGGCAGACAAGGCCUGGAAUGCAGUGCUGCUGCGAUAUUUCAACCCCAUAGGCGCCCACGCCUCGGGCUGCAUCGGCGAGGAUCCCCAGGGCAUCCCCAAUAACCUCAUGCCCUAUGUCUCCCAGGUGGCGAUUGGACGACGGGAGGCACUGAAUGUCUUUGGCAACGACUAUGACACAGAGGAUGGCACAGGCGUCCGGGAUUACAUCCAUGUCGUGGAUCUGGCCAAGGGCCACAUCGCGGCCUUGAGGAAGCUGAAGGAGCAGUGUGGCUGCCGGAUCUACAACCUGGGCACAGGCACGGGCUAUUCGGUAUUACAGAUGGUCCUGGCCAUGGAGAAGGCCUCGGGGAAGAAGAUCCCGUACAAGGUGGUGGCCCGGCGGGAAGGCGAUGUGGCUGCCUGUUAUGCCAACCCCAGCCUGGCCCUCAAGGAGCUGGGCUGGUCAGCAGCCUUAGGGCUGGACAGGAUGUGCGAAGAUCUAUGGCGCUGGCAGAAGCAGAAUCCUUCAGGCUUUGGCGCGCAGGCCUGAGACCCUCACCUACCAGGGACCAGGAAAGGAAGAGAAACAACUGCCUGCUCUCCAGCCUCUGGCAGGAACCCAGGGGCCUCAGAGCCUCCCCUACCUCAG
Molecule: messenger RNA, 1312 nt
Organism: Eubalaena glacialis (North Atlantic right whale)
Lineage: Eukaryota; Metazoa; Chordata; Mammalia; Artiodactyla; Balaenidae
Gene: GALE
Product: UDP-galactose-4-epimerase
Exons: 11
Coding region: 167-1213 (348 amino acids)
Biological process (GO): beta-D-galactose catabolic process via UDP-galactose, Leloir pathway
Cellular component (GO): cytosol
Molecular function (GO): UDP-glucose 4-epimerase activity
Source: RefSeq, a predicted model, not a curated record